This is a messenger RNA of Falco peregrinus (peregrine falcon), 1935 nucleotides long. RefSeq names its product protein Shroom1. Gene Ontology annotation, biological process: actin filament organization. Lineage: Eukaryota; Metazoa; Chordata; Aves; Falconiformes; Falconidae. The coding region runs from base 1 to 1587 and encodes 528 amino acids. The record is from RefSeq and is a predicted model, not a curated record. Gene Ontology annotation, cellular component: adherens junction; apical plasma membrane; apical junction complex. The transcript is spliced from 6 exons. Gene Ontology annotation, molecular function: actin filament binding.
AUGUGCGGCCGAUGUGUGAGCUCCAGCGGCAGCGUGGCUUCUGCUUCCGUCCUCGUGUCGUGGGAUCCUUCGUUGUCCAUAUGGGAAUAUUCAUCUGCUACGCUAUUUGUUUCAUUUUGGGACAGUCUUAAAAUAAUUUCUGCUGUGUGGAGAAGUGGGAAACGCAGAGUGCACCUGAGCUGCCUGCCUGCAGCAGCCGCUCUCCUUCAGAUCGCUGAGAUCACAGAGAGCUCGAUCCUUCAGAUCGCUGAGAUCACAGCUCCCUCAUCCGAGCUCGAGCAAAAACGGCAUCUGCAACAGCUCGGAUAUGCCCAGCCUUCAAAAAUUUUCUGUGACCCUGAGAAAGAUGGAUACGAGAAUCAUGAAUAUAGAGACAGUGACAUAACUGGACGUGCACGUUGUCAGGAUGCAAAGGAGCUGACUCCUGAAACCCCUAUUCCUGUCCCAAGAAGCGGAAGCAAGGAAGAUGCUCAGGUGGAGGAGGAAUGCAGAACCAAAUCUCUGAGUGGCCAUGCUUUAGUAAAGUAUCCAGACCAAGAGCCUGCAUCUUCUCCAGAGCGAGUGGCAUACUGCCACGGGGCGGUAGCUCAGCCUCACCAAGGGGACAAAAAUACAGCCAAAGGUUUAACUGCAAAGGAAACAUCCGUGCACAAUAGCCAAAGUGACUUUCUCCCUGAGGGAGAGACAAACCUACCCCAAAGAAGACUGCAGUCUCCUGAAGACCAGCGAUACGAAGAACUGGCUAUGGAGAUCAUUGCCAAAGACAAUUCUCUGGUUGAUGUUCUCAUUCCUCAUCCUCUUAGAAAAACUGCUUUAGACUUGAUAGAGGGUCUGUUCCCUGUUGACGUUUCCAUGCUGGAUAAAUGGCACAGGAAAAAGGGAGACAUACAGCAUGUGCAGGAGAACGACAGGAAAAGUAGUAGAGAUGCAACAGAAGAACAUCCUGAAUCUGAACAGGGUGCCAAGCAAAGGAGCGAAGAUCCUGCCUCUAAGGGAAACAAAGUCCUGAACAGGUGCAGAGGCAGCAUGGACAACCUGGAUGACAUCACAUCUAAGAAACUGGAACUCAUCUCCAGCCUGCGGUCAAAGCUGCAGACCCUGUGGGAGGAAAGGGAGCUUGUCCUCUCCGAAGCCAGGGAGUGCACAGAGCGAGGCGAGGAGCUGCAGGCGACGGUGCGGGACGUCUGCAAGCCCAAUGAGUUCGAGCGCUACAUGAUGUUCAUCGGUGACCUGGAGAAGGUUGUGAGCCUCCUGCUCUGCUUGUCCAGCCGCCUUGCCCGAGUCCAAAACGCCAUGAGGCGGAUUGAUGGCAAUACAGACGCUGAGGAGAAGCAAUCGCUGAAUGAACGGCACAAGCUCUUGUCUAGACAGCGAGAAGAUGCAAAAGACCUGAAAGAGAAUCUAGAUCGUAGGGAAAGAGUGGUCUCUGGUAUCCUUGCCAAAUACCUGACCGAGCAGCAGCUCCAGGACUACCGCCGCUUUGUUCAAGUCAAGACCUCCUUGCUGAUUGAACAGAAGGACCUCGAAGAGCAGAUUAAAUUUUUCAAAGAACAAUUAGAAAAUCUUGAGAAAAGCAUUCCUCUCUGACACCCACCGACAGACCAUCCGUUUUCACACAUCGUAAUUAGUGACAUUUCCCUGGAAAUCCACAGGCACUCGCUGCACUGGGCUGGGUUUGCUGAAUUCUUGCAAUCUUGUUAGUGCCACAGUAUUGCCAAGCGCCUAGAUGCUCUGGUGAUGCUCUAGGCACAUGCUGGACGUGCCUUCCCCUUUGGACAGGCCAGCUGACAGCAUCUUACAAUAUGUAGCAGACUGCAUUUUGGAAAUGACAGAUAGGAAGUGUUGCUCCUAUUACCUUGGCGUGUAUUUUCCGUUCUGUUGUCUGUCCAUCUGUUUCCAGAUUGACAUAAUCUCAAUAAAAGAAUGAUACAACUA